CGCCCGGGUCGGUUCCAGCCCCUUCCGUCGUCCGGGCCCCGCCGCUGUCCUCCGCCGGCCCGCGAGGGAGGACGAUGGGUCAGCGCGGAAAAAGUGAAUGAGGGCGGCGGCGGCGGCUGCGAGCGCCUGACUCGCGGGGCCGGAGCGCCGCCCGCGCCCCACGCCCGCCGGCUCCAUGGACGCGCCGCGCGCCUCGGCGGCCAAGCCCCCCACCGGGAGGAAGAUGAAGGCUCGCGCUCCCCCGCCUCCAGGGAAGCCCGCCACCCCCAACAUGCACAGCAGACAGAGUCCUCCCCAUGACGCAUCCCCCAGGCCCCCGCAGAACCUGCUCAGCAGGAAGGAGACGCUGGACAGUGGGGUGGUGGCCAUCACAGUGGUGCUGCCCAGUGGGCUGGAGAAGAGGAGUGUGGUCAACGGGAGCCACGCAAUGAUGGACCUACUGGUUGAACUUUGCCUUCAGAACCACCUGAAUCCGUCCAACCACGCCCUGGAGAUCCGGUCUUCAGAAACCCAACAGCCUUUGAAUUUCAAGCCAAAUACUUUGGUUGGGACCCUGAAUGUGCACACGGUAUUUCUGAAAGAAAAAGUUCCCGAAGCGAAGGUUAAGGCUGGCCCCUCCAAGAUGCCUGAGAAGACGGUGCGCCUGGUGGUGAACUACCUGCGCACGCAGAAGGCGGUGGUGCGCGUGAGCCCCGAGGUACCCCUGCAAAGCAUCCUCCCGGUCAUCUGCGCCAAGUGCGAAGUCAGCCCGGAGCACGUGGUGCUCCUCAGGGACAACGUGGCUGGCGAGGAGUUAGAGCUCUCCAAGUCCCUGAACGAGCUGGGGAUAAAGGAGCUCUACGCCUGGGACAACAAGAGAGUUCUUCUGACCAAAACGCAGUCGGAGCCUUCCCUGAGCUGCCGAGAAACCUUUAGAAAAUCAUCACUUGGCAACGAUGAGACAGAUAAAGAGAAGAAAAAAUUUCUGGGAUUUUUCAAAGUUAAUAAAAGAAGCAAUAGUAAGGCUGAGCCGCUCGGGCAGCCGGGGGUGGACAGCGAUGAGGACGUCUCCAGGUCCACACUGGGAAGGGGCUCGAACGGCUGCUUGACAACCCCGAACUCCCCGUCCGUGAAUCUGCGUUCCGCUACACUGGGUCCAUCCCUCUCGCUCGGCAACAUCUCAGGGGUGUCGGUCAAGUCAGACUUGAAGAAGCGCCGAGCGCCCCCUCCUCCGUCCCUGCCCCGCGCAGAGCCACCUGUGCAAGACAAGACAUUGGAAAAGGUGUCUCUGGGGUCACAGAUUGACUUACAGAAGAAGAAGAGGCGGGCGCCGGCUCCCCCUCCUCCACAGCCCCCACCACCCAGCCCGCUGGUGCCGCCCCGCACGGAAGACAGGGAGGAGGACAGGAAGGGCAGAACGGGUGCCGGACGGCAGGUGCCACAAAAGCCUCCCAGAGGCACGGCGCGGGCCCCCCCGCAGUUAGUGCUGCCCCCACCCCCGCCCUACCCUCCUCCUGACACAGCCGUGGCGGAGCCUCUCAGCUUUCCCGGGGAAGGCGCCGCUCCCGAGCCCUCCGACCUGAGACCCACACUGAGCCUGCCCCUGGGGCCCAGCGGUCCCUGCAGGGUGGACGGGGUCCUGCCACUGCCGUCGGAGGCCGAGGAGACCGUGUCUGUAGGCAGCUGCUUCGCCUCGGAGGACACAACCGAGGACUCGGGAGUCAUGAGCUCCCCCUCGGACAUCGUGUCCCUGGAUUCUCAACACGACAGCACCAAAUCCAAAGACAAGUGGGCCACAGACCAGGAAGACUGCAGUGACCAGGACCUGGCUGGGACCCCGGAACUGGGCCCCCAGAAGAGCUCCUCGUGGGAGAGGGGCAGCCCUGGGAACUGGCACCCAAGAAACGGAGAAGCUGCUCCAACCUCACAUGAGGAUGAAGACCUGUUCACGACUGGCCAGUUCCAGAGAACCCUUGCAGAGCUGGACGAAGAGCUGGAAGAAAUGGAGGAAGAAAGCUAUGAAACUGACACGAGCUCCCUCACCAACUCCGUAUACAGUAUGUCAGGUCACCGCCCGAGAGACGCCGUCAUCCCCAAUGGAGAUUCUGAAGCAAUUCCAGUGACGUUCAUAGGGGAGGUUCUCGAUGAUCCUGGGGACUCGGGGGUGUUUUCCAAUAGGAACAACAAUGCCGGCUCUUUCGACACAGGGAGCACGGCCAGCAGGAAGGCCCAGCCGCCGCCGUGCCAGGCACAGCACAGCCAGCAGCACGGGCAGAGCAGGGCGGUGGGGCCUGGCCCUCCCUCUCCUUCCCAGGACCCCGGGAGAGAGGUCGGAUUGGCCCCGACCAACAACUGGAAGGAUGUGAAUCCCAGCACAAUGGAGCCCAAGACCACCUCUGCUUCAGCGCUUCACGCACACGACCUGAAGGCAAAGGAGGAAGGCAAGGCGCCCGGCUCUGCUCCAGGCGGGAGGACCCUGGCCACCGGGAGGGUGAGCACGCAGCCCCCGAAGGCAAAGGAAGGCGCCGAUACAAACGAUGUCACGACACCACUUCCAUGGUAUCAGCGAGGCCAGCACCCAGGGGGGAGUUACAGGCUCAAAUCUGGCCUCACAACGUAUAAGAUCGUCCCUCCAAAGUCAGAGAUGAAAUGUUACGACCGGGGAGCGUCCCUCUCCACGGGCGCCAUCGCGAUCGACGAGCUGGGGAACCUGGUGAGCCUCCAGGCCAGUGCCGGCAGGACCAUCAUCCCGGCGGUGCCCACUCCGGAAGCAGAAACCCCACCCAUUGGAAAAGUCAAAGAAUUCUGGAGGUCCAACUCUAUAGACAAACACUCUGGCUGGCCCACAGAGGGGGCCAAGAGGACCCACAUCCCCACCACGCCUGGGAAUCCCCAACCUCAAGAGAGCAGACUCAGAGCCGAGCCCACCGCCCCAGACCCCAAAGUGACAUUGCCCCGGCCCCAGUCCACCCACCCAGAAGAUGGGGGGCCCCUGGAGGAUGGCAGAAACUGGCCACGCCCGGCAGCCACUUGUCCCCUGAAAGUGCCAGCAGCUAACACCGCAGACGUCCCGUUUCUCAAACCUCAGAGAAGAACAUCCAGCCAGUACGUGGCUUCUGCCAUUGCCAAGCGGAUAGGGACUCCGAAAGUCCACACCGAUGUGGUGAGGAAGCCUGAGAAGGCCCAGAGGGCAUGUGAAGGCAGAGAGCCAGAGCCAGCUGGACCACCUCCCAUGAUGAAGGACGGUACCACCCCCAGCCCGAACCGGGAGAUGUGCGUGCAUCACAAUGGAGAGGAAUUGGCAGCAGGAGCCCAUCCUGGAGGGAAAGUCGGCAGCCCUUAUGGGAAGCUGUCUACUCAAGACUGUCCUGCGGGCAUCCACAGAAGUUCCCAUGGCCCACUAGUCACAGCUGCCCAGAGGGGUCAGGCUUCUGUGGGACAGAGCUGUGGUCUCAGUGGAAGGCAAAGCGCAAGGAACCACAGGACCAGCUCAGCAUCUGACCCCAGGUGCAAGCCGACCAGCACGAGUCCCCCAGCCCCGCGCUCAGGAGAUGAUCAGACUCCCGGCAGCACCCUGGUGAAUGGCUGCAGGUGGGUCCCCAUCCACAGCGAGCCUCCUCACUCUCCAAGAGUAUCUGAUACAAAUAGCCACACUGGACGGGCGCCCCCAGAACAGGAGGAAAAGCCCGGUCUGUUAAGCACAGAUGUACAUGAAGCCUAUGGUACAUUGCCAGCCAGCAUCUUUGGGCCAAAGAAGAAAUUCAGACCUGUGGUCCAGAGGCCGGCCCCAAAAGAAACAUCCCUGCACAGCGCCCUGAUGGAGGCCAUCCACUCUGCAGGAGGGAAAGACAGGCUUCGCAAGACUCCAGAACCCGGCUCAGAGAGAGGGCCAAAGAAACCGUCCUACAGGGAGGCGGAGAGCGAGCGCUCAGCCCUGCUGGCGGCCAUCCGUGGGCACAGCGGCACCUGCAGCCUGCGGAAGGUGACAUCCUCCGCCUCUGAGGAGCUCCAGAGCCUCCGCCACGCCGCACUGUCUGCACAUGGAGCGGAACCCCAGGGGUUAGGAGACCACGCGGUCCAGGCCCCAACCGCCCUGCCGCCCCCGCCCCCGCCCCCUCCUCCUCCUCCUCCGGUGGCCCAGGCUCCCACCUCAUCCCGGACGGCGGCGAGGUCCAGCUUGGGCCCCUUCACCAACCCGGCGGAUGCCAGGCAGGCCUUGAUGGAUGCCAUCCGCUCCGGCACAGGUGCUGCGAGGUUGAGAAAGGUGCCCUUGCUCGUGUGAAUCAGCGACAAGAUGCAAUCAUGGCUGAAAGCCCCCCGCAGGAUGCUCACCGCUCACGAGAGCUGUGCAGCAGGGGCGUCGGGAUUUGGCAGCCUCCCUGUCUCCAGGCCAAAACUCGCCUCGUUGACUUUCAGUCCACGUCAUGGUUCAAAGGGACGGGGAUGCUGCUCUGUGCCAAGGAAAUGUGUUUGCCUCUGAAUAUUUAAAGUUGCCAAUAAACUGUUCUUGUUGGCAGGAUAAUGGAACUGUAAACGCUGGAGACCAACACACUUAAUUAUAUUGAUGGACAAAGUGGAAAGAAUCAUGCCUUAGACUGAUUUUGGACCUUUGAGACUUUUACACAUGUAGAUGGUUAAAACCAUUUAGUUGUUGAAAAUCUUUUUGAAUCCUAGGGAAAAUAUAUAAAUCAUUUGAAACAAUCUGAAUGUCAUGAAUGUAAGAAAAAGGGGUUGGGAGGCUUUUUCAGAGGUGACUUCACUGAGUAUUGAAAGUAUUGAAUGCUCAAAAUUUGGAGUGUAAACCUCAUGGAGGGUUGCAGACCAUGAACUGACCAACUUAAGCUAUUAAAGAUCAACCACAAUCAGCCAGAGUAACAGUCAAAUGUGAUGUAUGGACAGGGCAGGUCUGAGUUCUCCUGAGGUGUCAGUGGCUGAGAUCAGAAGGACUUUGGAGUGGACGGCAGUGCCCACCUGGACUGCUGUCCCCCAGCGGGCUGUGAUGUUGAGCAGGCCUCUGCCAUGGAGGGCUGAGCACAGAGCCCGGAGGCUGCCCUGGGAGCCUUAGAAACCCUUCGUGGGGCAGGACCGUGGAUGCUGGGUGUCCGGAUCAGAUCAGAAUUGUGCUGAAGUUUCACAAUGUGGGUUUGAUCUCCAUGCUCUGCCCAGCAGGUAAGUGGCUCCCCAUCACAUGGCAGCCUUUCCAUAGUGCACGGGACCCAGUCUCUGGUAUUUAUCAUAGAGGUCAACUACAGCUGUAGGAAAAGCUCGUUAAGAGAUUAAUAGAAAUCAAGAGGAAUUCCUGAAAUAAAAUUUGUCUUAAUGAAGCAACAAAUAUGACGAGAUCAUUUGAACGUUUCACAGCGAUUACAGAUCCGGGCGUCACAUAGGAUGGAAACUGCUCUGCGCUGUCUGACGAACACCGCUCACCUUCCCCGGGCGGCCUGGGCAUCUGGCCAAUCGCUCUUACACCAUACUGUCUCCACUGUUGGUCUUUUAGUGCCACAAAUAAAAGAAAAUGA
Hippopotamus amphibius kiboko is the source of this 5498-nucleotide messenger RNA. RefSeq names its product cordon-bleu WH2 repeat protein (gene COBL). The transcript has 16 exons. Gene Ontology annotation, biological process: actin filament network formation; actin filament polymerization. The record is from RefSeq and is a predicted model, not a curated record. Gene Ontology annotation, molecular function: actin monomer binding. Gene Ontology annotation, cellular component: actin filament; neuronal cell body; dendritic growth cone. Lineage: Eukaryota; Metazoa; Chordata; Mammalia; Artiodactyla; Hippopotamidae. Bases 176 to 4261 code for a protein of 1361 amino acids.